Messenger RNA from Marasmius oreades (fairy-ring Marasmius), 3179 nucleotides. RefSeq lists its product as uncharacterized. Gene Ontology annotation, molecular function: protein binding. Gene Ontology annotation, cellular component: GID complex. Lineage: Eukaryota; Fungi; Basidiomycota; Agaricomycetes; Agaricales; Marasmiaceae. The record is from RefSeq and is a predicted model, not a curated record. Gene Ontology annotation, biological process: proteasome-mediated ubiquitin-dependent protein catabolic process. The transcript has 12 exons. Bases 502 to 2673 code for a protein of 723 amino acids.
ACACCGUGCGAAACAAGGUAUCUCUUAGCGAAACGCGGCUAGUGCUGGCUCUGAGCCCACCUCCAGUGACAUUGACGAAUGUUUUGAAAGCCCUCUGUAACCCAAAUUUCUCGAAUAAAUUUCGAGCAAUUUUCUCUCUCUCCACUACCAUCCUGAUCUCUAACGGCCACCAUUGAUUCAACUACCCGCUCACAUUCUGCGCGAGGUUCCCCGCCUCGCCCCCACCCACCACCGUUUGCAGCUCUGGAAUCUCCCCAGAAUCCUUCCACAACAUCAGACUCCCUUUCAGUUCAUCGCAGCUCACAGACAGAGCUCGACGACCACGACCCUACGGUCAGUAGCAUUGGUGAUUCACCUUCCUUGCACAUCGACCUCGAAAGUCCGAGAGCUCGCAAGAGACCAAGGAUCGGUAGCCCCACUUCAAGUUCAUCUAUUCUUAAUAACAUCCCCCAUCCCCAUCUUAUUUCCUCACAUACGAAUUUGAACGCACAACCUUUGACUAUGAAGUUGACAGAAACUGAACAAAACUAUUUGUUAUCAAAGUCUCCCGAUGCUGGGUCUUCGAUCGCUGGCCCGUCUAAACCGUUUGGGUUGUCCGAAACAAACAUAGGCAAUGGACAUUAUUCGAACGGAAAGUCUUAUCUCUCUAACGGGAGCGGGUCAAAUUCUGCACAGGGCGGAGCAGGGGGGGCUAGUACGAACGGAGUCUCCCAGAAGCACGGAAAACCACCAGCCAUGGUGGCAAGAGUGGAUCUGCCGGGUGAUUCGUUGUAUCCGGAUGCGAAUGUACAUGUUAGUAGACAGGAAUUCGUGAGGUUGUUGCUGCAAGGGUUGCGGGAUGUGGGCUAUAUGGAGUCAGCCGCCACGCUUGAAGCAGAGUCGGGGUAUGUUAUGGAGGAGCCCCAAGUAAGAGGUUUUCGGGAGUAUGUGUUGCAGGGCAAUUGGGGAAAGGCAGAGGCGACGUUGAUGAGAAUGGGCACGGUGGAUGAGCAUGAAUUGAUGAAUGUUAAGCUUCUGAUAAGCAAACAGAAAUAUUUAGAGCUGUUGGAAGCCAAGAAGACCCAUUCGGCCCUCCAGGUUCUGCGGAACGAGUUAACGCCAUACAGUGCAGAUACAGACUUACUGCAUAGUCUCACAAGUCUGAUUAUGUGCUCGGAUCCAGAAGACGUUCGACGGAGGGCUGACUGGGAUGGUGCAUCUGGUACCUCUAGACUACAUUUAUUGAAUGAUUUACAAAGAUAUAUCCCCUCCUCUGUAAUGAUACCUCAACGACGAUUCCUUACCCUCCUCGAACAAGCUCAUUCGUACCAACUGCAACGGUGUAUCUAUCACAACCUCCCUGCCAAUCUCACACCAUUCUCUCUAUACACCGACCAUCAGUGUGAUAAGGUCGGUUUCCCUCGAACGACUACCAAUAUCCUGACAGGGCAUGGGGACGAGGUGUGGAAUAUAGAAUGGAGUCACGAUGGGACGUUUUUGGCUAGUGCAAGCAGAGAUAAGACUGCUAUCAUAUGGCGGGUGAAGGAAAACGGCGAAUGGGAGGAUUACAAGACGCUGCGAGAGCAUCCGUACCCCGUUGGGUGUCUUGCAUGGUCUUUGGACGACACGGCGUUACUUACGAGUUCGGAGAACUACAUCAAGUUGUGGGUUACAAAGACCGGUGUGUGUCUCCGAACGUUAGACGAACACACAGAAACCGUCACUGUCCUCUCGUGGCUGCCUGAUGGCUCGGGGUUUCUAUCCGCGGCUCUGGAUCGGAAGAUCAUACAAUGGGACCAUACUGGUUCGAGCAGUUCGUCCUGGGGUCCGACUCCCAUUCGAAUAACGGACUUGGCUGUGACACCCGAUUUAACUCGAGUUGUGACCAUCGGGAUGAAUCAGAUAGGACAGUAUCAUGAUCCUUCGUCUAGACGGGCUGCGAAUGGGACACCGCCGAAUCCGGCUGGUAAUGCGCAAGCGCCGACAGGGAUCAAGACAGAGAACCGAAUGGUGAUAUACGAGUAUUCGAGUAGGGAGGUUGAAUCGUAUGUGACUUUCUUUCCUUUUCUUGUUCGCAUCAUAAUGUUAUCGGGAACGAAUUUGCUGAACUUGCAGUCAUUUGGUCUUUUUGCCACUGCCGAAUGUGUGACCACUGACAUUCCAUUUUUUUACUUCCUCGGCAGGUCUAUACGUCUGGACGGGGAGCUUACAAGUGUCAAAGCAUCGCAAGACUCAACCUAUGCGCUGAUAAACCAUGCUCCCGAUGAAAUUCACCUUUGGGAUCUUCGUGAACAGAGAUUAGCACGAAAAUUCACGGGUCAGAAACAGGGACGACAUGUUAUCAGGAGUUGUUUCGGAGGGACUGACGGGAAUUUCGUGGUUAGCGGGAGUGAAGAUGGAAAUGUAUACGUGUGGCACCGCGACACGGGAACCUUGCUGGAAGUACUCUCUGGUCAUGGUGAGGGGAGUGUCAAUUCCGUAGCUUGGAACCCCAAGAAUCCGGGCAUGUUCGCUUCAUGUUCUGAUGAUCGGACGGUUAGGAUUUGGGAGGCUCCUCAAUCGGAAGUCGUUACAGAUUACUCGUAUGCACAUCCUUCGGAGUUGUUACACGGGAAGGGCAAAGGAAAGACGAAACAAGUUUGGGAUGGAGAAGGCGGAGGAGGACGAGGAACCAUGAAUUCAGAACGGAUGUGAAUUCUCUAUUUCUCAUUUUCGGUGCUGUACUGUUAUUUCUCUUGCUGCUACUGCAUUUUUGCAUCCCCGUAUUGCAUCAUCUGUUCAUGGAACCAUCGCUAUUACUCGCAUCAUUGUCCCAUUCUCGACAUUGGCAUUCAAGCUCGCAUCCCAUCUACCGUCUGUUUUUGGGUCGUAGUCAAUAAUCUCUUCUCUGUGUAUCGUCAAGUAGUUGUUCAUUCCCCAUCUCCAAUCCCCGUCCUGUGCAUUACUUUUUUCUUCAAUCCAACGCAAUCUGAAUAGCUUAGCAUCCUAUUAUCUAUAGUGGCAUUGUAUAAAGUUUUCCUUCCCCCCUUCCGCCCCCCUUUCCAUUCCUUUCCAUUUCCUUUCCGUCUUUUUUUUUGCUUUCCUUAUCUACCUAGCCACCGUGAACAAUACUUACAGCCCCUUCAGACCUUUAUCGCGAUUUCCGAAAUUCAUAUACGUAUCUCGAGCUAUUAGCAUACUUUGAAAGAGAUUAAUUUGCC